Messenger RNA from Silurus meridionalis, 1104 nucleotides. Its product is annotated as fibronectin type III domain-containing protein 11-like. Gene Ontology annotation, molecular function: protein binding. NCBI's taxonomy places the organism in Eukaryota, Metazoa, Chordata, Actinopteri, Siluriformes, Siluridae. Bases 185 to 1081 code for a protein of 298 amino acids. The record is from RefSeq and is a predicted model, not a curated record. The transcript has 2 exons.
AAAAGCACAAACAAGAGAAAAGAAAAUAUUUACACAAUCAGGCUGAAUUUACAGAACAAUUCAUAUUCAUACAUUAAUUACUAAAUACUGGAAGAACGGUGUCACGUGACCUCACCUCGCCGAAUUUACGUUGCAGAUUUAAAUAGGCGAUGAUGCGUCUCCAUGGUGACAGACAGGGCGGAACAUGAAAAGAAACCAAGAGACGCACAGGGAAGCACCAGAAAAAAAAAGAAAGAUGAGUAGCGAUUCAGAGAUGUCCAUGAGCCAGGAUCUUAAAAUUAAGAACAAUAUCAUGGACAUUCUCUCCAUGACGUUAACACUCAAUGAACUCCAAGCCAAAUCCCACAAACUGGAAAUGCUCAAGAGGUCUUCCUACUAUAUCAAGGUGAUGCAGCUGGACGAUGAAGAGAACCAAAUGUCCACCUCCACCUUCAUUCACUUCUUCGACGUUAUGAGGUUCCAGGAUUUUAUGAGAGACUGCAAGGUCCAUGUGAAGCUACAGCUGAAGCUGCUGGAGAGGCUGUACAAAGAGCUAGUCAUCGGUAAGGAGGAACUGAACAGUAUCUUGGAUCAACGUGGAGAUUGCCUGGCGUUUGGGGAGGAUGCGAUUCAGAAAAAGAUCCGUGAGCUCUACAAGACCACCGAGGACUUCGAAACAGAGACAGUUUUCAGGGAACUCGAACCCAAAAACAGCCUGAUCCCCGAUCUGGAAAGCAAAAACUUGCCGAAAUUUAGCAUUGUGAUGGAGGUGGAGAACCCGGUGGUGUUUAUUAGAGAGCAGACCCAAGCCUUUUGCGACUCGGUGGUUCUUCACUGGCAAGUCGAGGAACAGGAGCAGCAAAAACCAGAUGAGGUAUUCGAGAUCUUUCACAAGCUCACCAAUCCCACGAACGAAGUAGAAUCUCGAGAGUUCGGCUCCCUGAUCUGCUCAGGGUACUUCGUUACAUUCAGCAACCUGAGGCAAGAACAUAGCUAUCAGUUCAGCGUGAAGAGACGGGAGAUCAACACACUGGUACAUGAAGACUGGAGCGACACCAUCGUCCUCACAACCACCUCACCAAACAUCAGUGUGAAGGAAUAAGUAUUAAAGAUCUAUAUGCUGCA